Lecanosticta acicola is the source of this 1239-nucleotide messenger RNA. Lineage: Eukaryota; Fungi; Ascomycota; Dothideomycetes; Mycosphaerellales; Mycosphaerellaceae. The record is from the annotation of a GenBank genome assembly.
AUGAUUCCAACUUCAACAAACACCUUCUCGCAAAUCCCCUCCAAAGCCACCCUCAAACCCAAACCCUUCACCGCGCAUGUCAGCGACGGCGAAUUACAAGACUUCCGCCAGCUCCUCAAAUUGUCCCGCAUCGGCCCCAAAACAUUCGAGAACCAAACGACUAAUGUAAAAGACUACCGCCAUUUCGGUAUCUCCCGCCAAUGGCUCGCCGACGCCAAAUUGCACUGGGAAUCGAAAUACGAUUGGAGAAGGACGGAGGCAAAAAUCAACAGUUUCCCGAACUUUACGGUUCCGAUUGAAGAGGACGGAUUCGUCUUCAAUGUGCAUUUCGUAGGACUGUUCUCGAAGAAGGAAGGUGCCGCGCCUCUGUUGCUUCUCCACGGAUGGCCGGGGAGUUUUCUGGAAUUCCUGGGGACGUUGGAGCUCUUGCGGGAGAAGUACACGCCCUCUACGCUCCCGUUCAGCGUGAUUGUGCCCAGUCUGCCCGGGUAUGGAUACUCGGGUGGACCGAGACUGGAUAAGAAUUUCGAUACGCAGGGACUGGCCCGCGUGAUGGAUAAAUUGAUGAUCGGGCUCGGGUUUGGGGAGAGCGGGUAUAUUGCCCAAGGAGGCGAUAUCGGCUCCUUUGUCAGUCGGAUUCUCGCCGUGACGAGCCCGGCCUGCAGGACCUGCCACAUCCACCUCUGCAUCGGCAAGGCACCGCAGAAUUCGCAAAAGCAAGCGGAAAGUCUGAGCCGGGAAGAGCAGGGUGGCUUGCAGCGGAUGGAAGACUUCGCCACGCUGGGGAAUGCGUAUGCGCGGGAACACGGCACUCGGCCUGCCACGAUCGGCCUGGUGCUCUCGUCCUCGCCCAUCGCCCUGCUGGGCUGGGUCGGGGAGAAAUUCCUACAAUGGAGCGACGCAGACCCGCCCUUGGACGACAUUUUGGAUUCGGUGACGCUGUACUGGUUCACGGAUUCUUUUCCCCGGGCCAUCUAUCCGUACCGACAGUUCUUCGGCGGCGCGCAGCCGACCUUCUUCCACCCGGAGCCGGAGUGGUAUAUCCAGAAACCGAUGGGGUACAGCUGGCAUCCGCAUGAACUGUCGCCCGUGCCGCGGGACUGGGUGGCGGAGACGGGGAAUCUGGUCUGGUAUAGGGGACAUAAGGAGGGAGGACAUUUCGCCGCGAUGGAGAAGCCGGCGUUGUUUGUCAAGGAUAUGGAGGAUUUUGUGGGCGAGGUUUGGGAGAAGGUGAAGUGA